AUGCUUCACCCGCCAGCUUCUCCCCAAAAUCCGCGCAAGCGACGGGCAUCACACAGUCCCAAGCUGAAUACACUUCCUCCGGGCACAGCUUUACCUUCGGACCCCGUCACUCCCAAUGCCCAUUUGCCGGCAGGGCUGGCGGACGAGACAGGCAAAAAGCGCGGGCGAACCAAUACGCCGUGGACUGCCCAGGAGGAACAGAGAUUGAAGCAAAUGCGUGAUUCUGGGCACAGCUGGAGUGAGAUCGCAAAGGCUUUCCCUGCACGGACUGAAGGCAGCGUGAAGAAGCACUGGUACAAGGAUAUGCAUUAUGCCGAGUUUGCCGAAGAUGAGUCCGCAGCCCUUCGGGAAGCUAUAAAAGAAUACGAAGCAAACAAGUGGAAAGCGAUCGGGCAGAAGCUCGGCAAGCCAGCAAAGGCAUGCGAACAAUACGCAAAGGAGCAUUUCAAGAAUGGCUGA
Molecule: messenger RNA, 459 nt
Organism: Fonsecaea nubica
Lineage: Eukaryota; Fungi; Ascomycota; Eurotiomycetes; Chaetothyriales; Herpotrichiellaceae
Exons: 5
Coding region: 1-459 (152 amino acids)
Biological process (GO): positive regulation of transcription by RNA polymerase II; mitotic cell cycle
Cellular component (GO): nucleus
Molecular function (GO): DNA-binding transcription factor activity, RNA polymerase II-specific; RNA polymerase II cis-regulatory region sequence-specific DNA binding
Source: RefSeq, a predicted model, not a curated record